AAACUAAAGGACGCCGUGGCAUGGGGUCUGGACCAGUUCCUUUCCCCCCAUAGAAACCAAAACUCAUCAUUCGGAUUAAAAGAAUCCAGACCUGUUACAGGUCUUUCCUCAUUUAGCAAAGCGUCUUCUACCUACUGCAGUCAAGGAAGACCUUUUGUUUCCGACAGACUGGCUUCAGCUUCCUCUUUGGUAUCUGGAUGAUUCCAGAGGGUAAUAAGAUAACCAGCUGACUGGCAAACAGCUGAUGUGUCCUCACAUGAAUAUAUUGCAGAACUUUAAUUUGAUGUGGUACCCAUGUAAAUUAUUACUCUUGCAAGAGCUACUAAAGUUGGUCUGUCUUAGAUACAGCAUUAUUUUUUUAUAGAUUUUUUUCCUUUUUUCUUCUUUUUUCCUUGGGGAAGUGAAGGCAAAAGCUCACAUUUCCACCUCACCGUCAUUCCUUUCCAGACUCUGUAGAAUCUGAGGAUGUGACUUUGGAAAGCACGGAAAUGUCCCAGGAUCAGCUGCUGAGCUACCAGUUGAUGUUUCCCAUCGACCAGGACAAAUCCAUCCCCUGGAACGCCAUCACUGCAUACGAAAACAUGAAAGCAAAGAGAAUAGCUGAACUCAAGAAAUGGAGAGAGCAGGGACCUUGUCAGAAGGAGCUCUACCGAGCCCUGUAUAAAUUGGCUAAAGCCCAGCAAAGGAGCGGAGGGGAGAUGUACAAAUUCUAUUUGCCCAACUGCAACAAGAAUGGAUUUUACCACAGCAAACAGUGUGAAACUUCGCUGGAUGGAGAGUCUGCUGGAUGCUGGUGUGUCUAUCCGAAAAAUGGAAAAAGAAUUCCUGGAUCUCCAGAAUUGAAAGGAGACCCCGAAUGCCAACAAUAUCUCAGUUCACAAGAAUAAAACUGAACACAUUCAUUCACACCACACUUUCCGGGGGGCCUGAUCGAGCUUUCAGUUAGAAGCUGUUUCAGUAAGGUAGUUAUGUGGUAGACGUUCAGCAUAUGAGUAACCCCAUAAAGUAGCUUUUUUACUGCACUGUGAUUACUCAGCUGCUCGAGUAACAGUCAGAUAUGAGCAACUGCAAGAUCAAGUCCUACACUCUUGUAUAUUAUGUUUGUAUAAUAUUAUAGACACCCUCGUAUGUAAAGCUGUUGAAUUAUUUAUUUCACAGUAAAUGUAUUUUUGUCUGUAUGUUGUUACUAAUUUAUAUCCUCAAACACUUCAUAACUUUAUAUGUAAAUACUUAAUAUUAUUGCUCUUAAAUGUAUGUAUCCUAUGUUGGAGGAAUGUUGCUACUUAAAACUUCAAAUGGCAUAACUCUGUUGGGAGAAAUGGCUUGUAAACUUGCAUUUUUGUACUAUGUAUUUAUAGAUGUAAAACUGAAUUUGAAAAAAUAGCUUUCAGUAGAGAACAUGCUUAGGAACUUAUUUAAAACCUGUUUUGUUUAUAUAUCAUGUUGCUUUUGCACCUCUGUUUCAAUGUCAAACUGUUUCUUAAAAAAGAAAGUCUAAACCUGGAUUAUAUACUGAAGCACCUAAUGGGACAAUAUUUGUUUCUAUUUUCCAAACAUAUGCACUGGCUAUAUGGUAACACACAGCAGGAUAUUCUGUGCAACCUUUGACAGGUGUAAAUUGUUCACAUGUUGGUAUUAUCAUGUUAUUUAAGAUGCUCUAUUAAA
Struthio camelus australis is the source of this 1665-nucleotide messenger RNA. The record is from RefSeq and is a predicted model, not a curated record. Lineage: Eukaryota; Metazoa; Chordata; Aves; Struthioniformes; Struthionidae.